GUCGCAGGGCGCUUCUCCCGCUAGCUUGUUGGCAGUGUGUGGUCACGAAGAUUUUUUGUAAAUGAAUAUUUUUCCUGUAAAAAGUGUUUGUGUAAUGAUAACAAUUGAACAGUUUAAUAGACCGUAAAGUGGCGUAGAGCAUUCAGUGUGCUUUGCAGUGACCGGUAGUGUAGACAGCAUUUUGAUAAGUCCAGAAAAAGUUCUCUUAUUGAGCGAAUAUCUUCGCACACGCAUUUGUUUACGUUUUCGUUUCUCUUUUCUGCUCGAAAUCCACGUCAAGAUGAGUGGCGGUGAUAGGAGUGAUAGCACCAAUGUAAAUGUGCUCGAAAUACCCACCGAAUGCGACAGGGUGUCUCAACUAAAAGCGUACUUUCUUAGCACGUUUAAUCGGAAUCCGAAAUUUAUUGUACGUUGCAGUGGAAGAGUGAAUAUCAUUGGUGAACAUGUAGAUUAUUGUGGCUAUCCAGUGCUACCAAUGGCAAUAGAGCAAACAAUUCUCGUAGCGGUUGCUCCAUCAGAAGAUAAUUUAAUCCACGUAAAGAACAUAGAUCCAAAGUACAAACCUUUCAAGUGUAAUAUAAACACGUUUACCAUUGAUUUGGAUCAGUCAGGUGGCCCCGAGUGGUACAAGUAUUUCUUGUGUGGCAUAAAGGGAAUUCUAGAAUAUGAGAAACCAUCCGUUAUACACGGAAUGAUGAUAGUUCUAUCAGGAAAUAUUCCGUCAGCCUCUGGUUUAUCGAGUUCCAGUGCAAUUGUCAGCGCCUCCGUGCUGUGUUCAGCAUAUCUACACAAUGUACCAUUGGUGAAACAAACUUUAGCAACAAUAUCCGCUGAGUGUGAGCGUUACAUUGGAACCCAGGGCGGUGGUAUGGACCAAGCAAUUGCAUAUCUGGCUAAACAAGGAUGUGCCCAGUUUAUCGAAUGGGACCCAUUAAGAGCAACUUCAAUUAAUCUACCAGCAAAUGCAGUUUUUGUGAUCGCCAAUAGUUUGACGGAAGCAAAUAAAGCUGCCAACUCCGAUUUCAACCAACGAGUUGUUGAGUGUAGACUGGCUUGUCGAAUUUUAGCCAAACAAAUGCAACUCAACUGGCGUCAAAUUUGCCGUUUCGCUGAUCUUCAACAAGCACUUAGCUAUUCUCUGGAGGAAAUGGAAACUUUGGCACAUACUUACUUGACGCAAAUGGCUUACAGUACGGCAGACCUGCUAACAAUAUUUGAAAUCGAGCACGACGAUUUUGUGGAAAACUUACUAACCGCUAAUACAAGAGACGCUCAGAUUUUUAAACUUAAGCAACGAGCGCUACAUGUUUUGCAAGAAUCAAUGCGUGUCCACACAUUUGUUACGGUUGCUCGGCAGCAGUCAGAAGCAGCAAUCCAAAUAAUGAAACAAUUAAUGCGAAAAUCGCACGAAAGUCUGAGAACUUUAUAUGAAUGUUCACAUCCCAAUUUAGAUAAACUGGUUCAACUAUCAGAUUCCUUGGGCAUAGGAGCAAGGCUUACAGGAGCAGGAUGGGGUGGUUGUAUAGUGGCAUUAUGCGAUGGAAUUGACGAAAGCCUACACUACAUCAAAUGCUUGAGUCAAACGUACUACGCCAAUCAUCCCCAAGCAAAAGGUAGAGAUAUAAAAGAGCUAAUUUUUGCGACGAGCCCACAAAGAGGGGCUGAAAUAUAUGCCUUGGUAGAUACAAAGAAUGUAAUUGAUUAAAUUUGCCGAUGGAAUUCCAAUUUUAGUUACCAACAUUAUUUAAGGCAACAAAAUGUUAAUUUAAAAUAAAUAUCUAUAAUUUUACGAACUUCCUACUUUGUGCCAGAAUUCAAUAGCUGUUAUCUUGCCUACCUUUAAGAAAUCGUUUUCUGCAAACCAAAUAAACAAUUAACAAACCAAAU
Molecule: messenger RNA, 1887 nt
Organism: Sabethes cyaneus
Lineage: Eukaryota; Metazoa; Arthropoda; Insecta; Diptera; Culicidae
Gene: Galk
Product: N-acetylgalactosamine kinase
Exons: 7
Coding region: 281-1705 (474 amino acids)
Biological process (GO): galactose metabolic process; carbohydrate phosphorylation
Cellular component (GO): cytoplasm; cytosol
Molecular function (GO): galactokinase activity; ATP binding
Source: RefSeq, a predicted model, not a curated record